CAGUGUACCGACAACCGCUGUGCCGGUGAGACGUUGUCAAUUUAUUUAAGGUGUGUCUUGUACAACGCGUGUGCAUAUGUGCGCGAAGAUGUGAGAUUUGCGUGCGCGUAUAAUAAUUCUGAAUAUUUUCCAACGUAUAUGAUUUUUGAAAUUGUUUAUAUAUAUAUAUGUACUACCGGCUUGACAUAGCUAAUCUUCGUCGAUUCACCGACAGUCCAAAAAAUGGCAGGCUGAGCGAUCGUUCGAGUCACAGCUGUGUAGAAAGCUCGACUGACAAGAAGACAUAAUCCGAACCGAUUUUAAAACCACGCACAACAGUAAACGUGCCGCCAGAAAUUCUCGUGUACAAGGUGCCACUAUGACAUACUUACGCACGAUUGGGGAAGUAAUUGGUUUCUUGGUGUUGUGUUUCAUCAUGAUAGCAGAAGCCACUGUCAAAUGGCUUAUCCCCAGGAGAUACAGAAUGAAGAGCAUAGAUGGCGAGAUCGCCCUUGUAACAGGGGGUGGCGGCGGACUGGGCAGACUUCUCUCUCUCAGGUUGGCCAACCUGGGUGCUAUCGUCGUCGUAUGGGAUAUAAACGAGGCCGGCAUCGAGGAGACAGUCAAAUUAGUACGAGCAGCCGGCGGUAUCUGUUAUGGCUAUGUUUGCGAUUUGUGCGAUCGGGAAGACAUUUAUAACAAGGCCAAGAUCAUCACAGAAAAGAUUGGGAAGGUGACAAUUCUCAUUAACAAUGCAGGCAUCGUUACAGGAACGAAGUUCCUAGAUACUGCAGAUAAACUUAUCAUCAGGACGAUGAACGUGAACAUUAUGAGUCACUUUUGGACUGUCAAGGCUUUUCUUCCGGCUAUGUUGGAGAGCAAUAAAGGACAUAUCGUGAGCGUAGCCAGUAUGGCCGGACAAGUCGGGACGCCAAAAUUGGUGGACUAUUGCGCGUCCAAGUUUGCAGCAGUAGGAUUUGAUGAGGCUCUUCGAAUAGAACUCGAGUACGAAGGAUAUAACAUCAACACAACAGUCAUAUGUCCGUACUUCAUCCGCAGCACCGGUAUGUUUGACAACGUUAAGUCGAGAUUUGUUCCGACUCUGAAUUCGAACAUUGUAGCUGAUAGAGUGAUAACAGCGAUGAGAUGCAACGAGAAAUACGCUAUAAUUCCGAGCUACUUUGGAGUUCUUAUGUGGAUGAAGUGGAUAAUGCCAUGGUCAAUCAUCUCUAUGUUCCUUCGCGCAUUAGUUGUGGACGCUUCACCGAACAACAAACCGCAUGUAACUGCGACCGACAACGAGAAAGAUUCGUCUCAUAACUUGCCGUCAAAGAGCGCGGUCAUCCGCCAACCAUUAGCUAGACGUACUUCCAACUCCGAGAGAAAACCUUAAAUUCUCUCUCGCUCUAUCUUGAUCCUUGAGACCUAAGGAUGUUAAUUUAUCCUAGAACUUUCACUUGUGUAUGUGUAUGAUCUUUAAUUUUCCGCAGUUUAAUCUUUUGACUUCAAAGUUUUUUGAUAAUAAAAAACUAUCGCCGUAACGCGAUAUUCUUACUAACAUAAAUAUAUUAUAAAUAUAUUAAAGUUUCUAUGAAAAAUAAACAUGUAGGUUCGUAUGUAGCGUUUUUGUGAUGAUUCUGGCAGAUUGUUUCAAAAUCGCGUUGAUCUGUCUUCGAGCCUCUCGUUUACCAUUGCGCAAGUGAGUUCUCGUAGUUAAAAAAUAGAAAAAUAAGUUUUGGAUGAUUUUGCGUUACGUUUUUAGACAAAAUGCUCUUGAAACGGAUCAACGCAAAAAAAUGUGAUACCUAUAAAUGUCAUAAAUAUAGUACGAUACAUAUAAUAAUAUUAAAACAAACGUCUAUAAUUUAAUACUAUACAAAAUCACAAAAGCGUGAACAUUUCAGGUUUGCGAAAUUUUUUGUACAAUUAUUAGAGAGACUACUGCUUUUCUUAUUAUUUUUUCUAUCCAUAUAUAUAAGAUAUGUAUGUCUUCCAAAGAUGACAUAUGUUAAAUAUUCUUACAAAUAACAAAAGUUGCGCGCAGCGCAAGCUUGAAUUGUCCAAAGCGUAGGUAGGUUUAAUGAAUAAUUGCGCGCUUAUUGUGUUACAUCAAUACGAGUGGGUUAAAGUAAAUAUGCAUAAAGUAUACAUAAAGUAUAUACAUACGUAUAAAUAUGUACAUUUUAAAUAUGUUAUUUUAAAACAAAAUAUAAAUAUGUGUGCAAAAUAUUGUAACAAUACUUUAAAACAUUUUUAUAAAAGAGAAAGAUUGUAAUACGCGUAUUAAAAUUCAUCAAUACAAGAAUUGUAUUUUAUUACAAAUACUAACAGGGAUAUGUGUGCUGAGAAAAAUAUAACAUUAAGUAAAUAAUUACAUA
Pseudomyrmex gracilis is the source of this 2357-nucleotide messenger RNA. Its product is annotated as short-chain dehydrogenase/reductase family 16C member 6. Gene Ontology annotation, molecular function: oxidoreductase activity, acting on the CH-OH group of donors, NAD or NADP as acceptor. The transcript is spliced from 8 exons. Gene Ontology annotation, cellular component: lipid droplet. The coding region runs from base 359 to 1372 and encodes 337 amino acids. The record is from RefSeq and is a predicted model, not a curated record. Lineage: Eukaryota; Metazoa; Arthropoda; Insecta; Hymenoptera; Formicidae.